CCCUUUCCACACGCCCCUCCUCUCUGGUUCCCCUGAGGCCGCGGAGGAGGAGGAGGAGGAGAGCGAGGGGCGCCGCUCGCCUCUCUCGCCUGGUCGCCGCGAUGGGCUGCACGCUGAGCGCCGAGGACAAGGCGGCCGCCGAGCGGAGCCGCAUGAUAGACCGCAACCUGCGCGAGGACGGCGAGAAGGCGGCCAAGGAGGUGAAACUGCUUCUGCUCGGAGCCGGAGAAUCUGGAAAAAGUACCAUUGUGAAACAGAUGAAAAUCAUUCAUGAGGAUGGCUAUUCAGAGGAUGAAUGCAAGCAGUACAAAGUGGUGGUCUACAGCAAUACUAUUCAGUCUAUCAUUGCAAUAAUAAGAGCAAUGGGAAGAUUAAAGAUAGACUUUGGAGAAGUUGCCAGAGCUGAUGAUGCCCGUCAGCUGUUCGUAUUGGCAGGAAGUGCAGAGGAAGGAGUUAUGACCCCUGAGCUAGCAGGAGUGAUAAAGCGGUUAUGGAGAGAUCCUGGGGUUCAAGCAUGCUUCAGCCGAUCAAGAGAAUACCAGCUUAAUGAUUCUGCAUCGUACUACCUUAAUGAUCUGGACAGAAUAUCCCAGCAGAGCUAUAUUCCAACCCAGCAAGAUGUCCUGCGGACCAGAGUGAAAACGACAGGCAUUGUAGAGACACACUUUACCUUCAAAGACUUAUACUUCAAGAUGUUUGAUGUUGGUGGCCAGCGUUCAGAACGCAAGAAAUGGAUUCACUGCUUUGAAGGCGUGACUGCAAUUAUAUUCUGUGUAGCUCUCAGUGAUUAUGACCUUGUCCUUGCGGAGGAUGAAGAAAUGAAUCGGAUGCAUGAAAGUAUGAAACUGUUUGACAGCAUUUGCAACAACAAAUGGUUUACAGAUACAUCAAUCAUUCUUUUCCUGAACAAGAAAGAUCUGUUUGAGGAAAAGAUACGGAGGAGCCCACUAACAAUUUGCUACCCAGAAUACACAGGUUCUAACACAUAUGAGGAGGCAGCUGCAUACAUUCAGUGUCAGUUUGAAGAUCUGAACCGGAGAAAAGACACCAAGGAAAUUUAUACACAUUUCACCUGUGCUACUGAUACAAAGAAUGUGCAGUUUGUUUUUGAUGCUGUUACAGAUGUUAUAAUUAAAAACAACCUGAAGGAAUGUGGACUCUACUAAAAGAAGAGAGUAACAGAUUUUCCAAGAUGUGAUGUUUUAAGAACUGGACUGUUUAUUUGCUGCCUCGUGGGACAGCUGCAAGCAUGGACAGGACCAGGGAAUGAAAACAGCAUGCAAAAUCCUUGCAUUCUUUAGCACAAUCUUCUUUACUAGGGACCUUUUUAUUGAUACGGGACGCUGAAGCUAGACUUUUUCAAAAAGAAACUACUGUUGUGAAUUUUUUUGGCCAUCCAAGCAUCACUCGGAUUGCAUAAUCUCAAAUGUAUACAGCUGUUAGGAAGCUCGCGUCCCAGAACUUAAAAUAUGUAGCUUUCUUUCUUUUAAUAACCCACGACUAGUCUGUUUUUAAGGUUUUUCCAUCAAAAUUAUAUUUUGACUAAAUUGUAUUUCUUUGCAAAUGACAUUUUGUUGUUUUUAAAAUCACUUAACUAUGCACAUGGUAUGACCAGCUCAUGCAGAAAGUUUUCCUCUUAGCAGGAACCUUUUAACACCUAGGGUGGUCAGAACUUGAUAUUACUGCAACUGUUUAAAAGAGCCUUAGGAUUCGUAUGGCUAAAGCUAUGGCGUUUUCUGAUGUAUAAUUUGUUACCAUUCUGCUUCAUGCACUGUAAAGCUUUUUUCCUCAAAAAGGAGAUUUUCUACCACAGGGUAAUAGGUUCUUUUUGGAUUAUGGGAUGGGAAGGUUAACCUGGUUUAUGCUGAUAACCAAACCACUGAGUGUGCUGCUGUUGUAGCAGGUAACCCUGUUCCUCUUACAAAAUGCCUGAAGUGGCUUUCGGUUAGAGAAGAAAACUGUAAAAUUCCAAACUGGAAAGGGAAUACGUGCUGCUACAAAGCUACUUAGUCAGUCACAUAAUUGUUUGUAUGUGUGUUUGGCCUUAAACCAGUAGGGAGUUUUGUAGACAGUACAAUUUGUUCUGCAUUUACCAGGCUUUUUCUCUUCAGAAAUUGCUAAAAUAUAUCAACAGCAUGCCUUUACUCUGUAAAUGUGGUGCCAAGUUCCUGUUUGCCAUUGUUUUUAUUGUAGUGAUGUUCUUAACCAGAGUCAGUACAUUUCUUUGUUGAAAUCAUUACGUUGAGACUUCCAAAUUUAUCAUGUACAGGUAUCAACCUGAUGUAAUUACUGGCAAUAUUAAAAUGGUGAACUGAAA
Molecule: messenger RNA, 2317 nt
Organism: Sphaerodactylus townsendi
Lineage: Eukaryota; Metazoa; Chordata; Lepidosauria; Squamata; Sphaerodactylidae
Gene: GNAI3
Product: G protein subunit alpha i3
Exons: 9
Coding region: 102-1166 (354 amino acids)
Biological process (GO): adenylate cyclase-modulating G protein-coupled receptor signaling pathway
Cellular component (GO): heterotrimeric G-protein complex
Molecular function (GO): GTPase activity; G protein-coupled receptor binding; G-protein beta/gamma-subunit complex binding
Source: RefSeq, a predicted model, not a curated record